Henningerozyma blattae CBS 6284 is the source of this 1479-nucleotide messenger RNA. It is a transcript of the gene COX15, whose product is annotated as Cox15p. The transcript has a single exon. The record is from RefSeq and is a predicted model, not a curated record. Gene Ontology annotation, molecular function: oxidoreductase activity, acting on NAD(P)H, heme protein as acceptor. Gene Ontology annotation, cellular component: mitochondrial inner membrane. NCBI's taxonomy places the organism in Eukaryota, Fungi, Ascomycota, Saccharomycetes, Saccharomycetales, Saccharomycetaceae. The coding region runs from base 1 to 1479 and encodes 492 amino acids. Gene Ontology annotation, biological process: heme A biosynthetic process.
AUGAUAUUGAGAAACGUAUUUCGUACCUGUGGGGGUAAAUCUGUAUUAUACCGCUCCUCAUUAGGAAUUGCUUGUAAGAAUACUACAUUACGUGUAUCUUACUCCACUACUCCAUUAAGUCUUAAGAGCACUUCACGUCCAUUUGCUGGUUCUAUUUUGAGCCAAAGUAGUUUCUAUAAAACAAAGUUUAAAAAUGCCAGAUUUCAAAGUACAACAACUGCUAAUAAUGCUAACAAUUCUUCUAAUGAAAUUCCAAGUGAAACUAUGAUUAAAUUUUCUAAGAACACAGGGUACUGGUUAAUUGGUACGUCCGGUUUAGUUUUUGGUAUUGUCAUUUUUGGCGGUUUGACAAGAUUAACAGAAUCUGGUUUAAGUAUUACUGAAUGGAAACCUGUUACUGGUACUAUUCCACCAUUGAACCAAAAGCAAUGGGAGGACGAAUUUGAAAAAUAUAAGGCUUCACCAGAAUUUAAACAAUUGAAUUCUAAUAUGGAUUUGGAUGAAUUUAAAUUUAUUUUCUUUAUGGAAUGGUUCCAUAGAGUAUGGGGUAGAGCCAUUGGAAUUGUCUUCAUUGUUCCUGCAAUGUAUUUAGUAGCUCGUAGAAAGACAUCGGCUCAUGUUAAUAAGAGUUUACUAGUGUUAACUGGUCUAUUGGGUCUUCAAGGUUUUAUCGGUUGGUGGAUGGUUUAUUCUGGUUUAGAUCAAAAGCAAUUAGAUGCCAGAAAUUCCAAACCUACUGUUUCUCAAUAUAGAUUAACUACACAUUUAGGUGCAGCCUUCUUAUUAUAUACUGGUAUGAUUUGGGUUGGAUUAGAAAUGUUAAGAGAUGCUAAAUGGAUGAAAAAUCCAAAGGACGCUUUAAAAUUAUUUAAGCAAUUAGAUAACCCAGCUUUAAAAAAUUUGAGACCAAUGUCAUUUGCAAUCUUGGCUUUUACUUUCUUGACAGCUAUGUCUGGUGGUAUGGUUGCAGGGUUAGAUGCUGGUUGGAUUUAUAACACAUGGCCAAAGAUGGGUGAAACUUGGUUCCCAAGUUCCCGUGAAUUAUUAGAUGAUCAUUUUGCACGCAAGGAUGAUAAAAGUGAUUUGUUUUGGAGAAAUAUGUUAGAAAAUCCAACUACUGUUCAAAUGAACCACAGAUUAUUUGCUUAUACUGCCUUCUGUUCCAUCUUAGCUUUACAUUUGUACUGCAGUAAAAGAAAGGCAAUUAUUCCAAGGCAUAUCAAUAUGACCAUGCAUGCUAUGAUGGGAUUCGUUACUUUACAAGUUACUUUGGGUGUUCUUACCUUAUUGUAUAUGGUACCUAUCUCUUUAGCAUCCUUACAUCAAGGUGGUGCUUUGGCAUUGUUUACCACAUCAAUCAUUUUCGCAUCUCAGUUGAGAAAACCAAGAGCUGAAAUGCGUAAUUUAAUUACAUUAAUUGAUAAACAAGGUCCACGAGUAAGUAAGAUUUUAACUGAAACUGCCAAAUUAAAGAAAUAG